Molecule: messenger RNA, 2380 nt
Organism: Chelmon rostratus (copperband butterflyfish)
Lineage: Eukaryota; Metazoa; Chordata; Actinopteri; Chaetodontiformes; Chaetodontidae
Product: tubulin beta-4B chain
Exons: 7
Coding region: 79-1416 (445 amino acids)
Biological process (GO): microtubule cytoskeleton organization; mitotic cell cycle
Cellular component (GO): microtubule; cytoplasm
Molecular function (GO): GTPase activity; GTP binding; structural constituent of cytoskeleton
Source: RefSeq, a predicted model, not a curated record
GUUUAGUCCGUUGCUGGAGUGCAGGAGCGGUAUCAACUUUGUCUGGUGUUGUGAAGAAGUUUGAAAUUUCGACCAAAAAUGAGGGAAAUCGUACAUCUGCAGGCAGGCCAGUGUGGAAACCAAAUUGGAGCAAAGUUCUGGGAGGUGAUAAGUGACGAACAUGGCAUCGACCCGUCCGGGACAUACCACGGGGACAGCGACCUGCAGCUGGAACGAAUCAACGUGUAUUACAACGAGGCAACAGGUGGCAAGUAUGUCCCCCGUGCAGUGCUGGUGGACUUGGAGCCAGGCACAAUGGACUCUGUGAGGUCUGGUCCCUUUGGACAGGUCUUUAGGCCGGACAACUUUGUCUUUGGCCAGAGCGGAGCGGGUAAUAACUGGGCCAAAGGCCACUACACUGAGGGGGCUGAGCUGGUGGACUCUGUCCUGGAUGUGGUGAGGAAGGAGGCAGAGAGCUGCGACUGCCUCCAGGGCUUCCAGCUCACGCACUCCCUGGGAGGAGGCACUGGAUCGGGCAUGGGCACGCUGCUCAUCAGCAAAAUCCGCGAGGAGUACCCUGACCGCAUCAUGAACACUUUCAGCGUGGUGCCUUCACCCAAGGUGUCAGACACAGUGGUGGAGCCGUACAAUGCCACCCUCUCCGUCCACCAGCUGGUGGAGAACACAGAUGAGACCUACUGCAUUGAUAAUGAGGCCCUGUACGACAUCUGCUUCCGCACACUGAAACUCACCACGCCCACCUACGGCGACCUCAACCACCUCGUCUCUGCCACCAUGAGCGGGGUGACCACCUGCCUGCGCUUCCCCGGCCAGCUCAACGCUGACUUGAGGAAACUGGCCGUCAACAUGGUGCCCUUCCCCAGGCUUCACUUCUUCAUGCCAGGCUUUGCCCCCUUGACCAGCCGUGGCAGCCAGCAGUACAGGGCACUGACGGUCCCUGAACUCACCCAGCAGAUGUUCGACGCCAAGAACAUGAUGGCAGCUUGCGACCCACGCCACGGGCGCUACCUUACAGUCGCCGCCAUCUUCAGAGGGCGCAUGUCCAUGAAGGAGGUGGACGAGCAGAUGCUGAAUGUGCAGAACAAGAACAGCAGCUACUUUGUGGAGUGGAUCCCCAACAAUGUCAAGACAGCUGUCUGCGACAUUCCUCCCCGCGGCCUCAAGAUGGCCGCCACCUUUAUCGGCAACAGCACAGCCAUCCAGGAGCUGUUCAAGCGCAUCUCAGAGCAGUUCACCGCCAUGUUCCGCCGCAAGGCCUUCCUCCACUGGUACACGGGCGAGGGAAUGGAUGAGAUGGAGUUCACAGAGGCUGAGAGCAACAUGAACGACCUGGUGUCCGAGUACCAACAGUACCAGGAUGCUACUGCGGAGGAAGAGGGCGAGUUUGAGGAGGAAGGCGAAGAGGACAUGGCCUAGACACUGACCAUGGCCUUUUUUCUUACUCUGCAGCAGGCUGGGCGAUACAAUUGAAAUCCAUGAUUGGCUUAAAAUCCAUUUGGACAAGAAUAAAAAAAAAUGCAAUAAUUCCAUUAAAAGUGAUCAAUUGAUAUUGAUGUUAUGAUUGAUAUUGACUUGUCCAGCCUGAGCAGGAGUGCAAGGGCCAGCCUUAGUUUUUAAAUGUUGUCUGUCCUUUGUUCACACUCUUUUUCAUUUUUCCUUGUUCAUGUUUUGAAUAUGAAUAUUUUUAUCCUUUUCUGUUUCCACUCUGUUUGGAGGGUAUCACCUAAAUGUCACUCCCCUCUAAGUGGCAACAGUCGGCAUCAUAUGUCAUCAUAUGUUCACAUGGGAGAAGAAAAGCUGGAGCGCACUGUAACAUUUUACUAGCUUUUGGGCAGUCAGCUGCACAAACUCAAUGGUUAACAUUACUUCCUUGGUAUACAUAAACAUAACAUAUACAUACAACAGUAUGAACAAUUCCAGCUCUCAUCAUAUUUGAAAGUCCAGUGCUGACUGCCUGGUGUCACAGGUCAGUUUGAUUCAGAGUAUUCCAGCUCUUUCCAUUCCUAGUGGGCACUUGUUGACAUUGUUUCGUCCACUCAGUGGUGGUGUUGUGAACUCAUGUAAGUGGUCACCCUUUGUUAAGUCUCUGUAAAGUCUUUUUCAAGCUGCAAAUUUUAAAUAUAUUUGUGAAAGUGAAUGUAACAUUGACCAGUUCAAGGCACUCUUUUCUGAAUCUGACACUUGGCACUGUUUGAGAUAGAAUGUAAUCUUCCAGGAGAAUGAAAUCAUUUCAUUUAUCAAAAAGAAAAACCUUGAAAAUGCACUGAACACUAUAGUGUCAGGAACUGGCCACUGUUACUUCAGUGUUUCAGUGGUUGUUCUGGAAUUUAACUGACAUGAAAAGUGUCCUCUGAGUUUAAUAAAGAUUGUAUGAAUUGGU